UGUGGCGAGUCCGCGUUCGCGUUCGAAGUUUAAAAAUUAAUGUGCUCGAUUUAAAAAUGGAAUCGAAAGUUAAAAGUUUUAAGGACAUCAAAACAUUGCAGGAUUGUGAAAAGACUAAUUUAAGUUUAUCGACACCUUUCUCCAUUAAUGACAUACUGACGAAGGAAAAUGAGUCGAAGUGCGAAUUUGAAAAUCGAAUGUUUUGUUCGAACGCGUUUGGCGGGAAGAUGAACUUUUUGAACAAGCAAGGAGGUUUGAGCAAGGAGGACGGCUACGCGAACAAGGAGGUUCUGGAGAAGAGUAUGAAGUAUUACGACGACUGCAGCUUUCGUGAUUAUUCUGACGACGGUGCUUUGGACAUGUCGAGGAAAAACAGUUUUCCGGUCACAGAACUAUCAGAUGACUACGACUCCCGUUCCUCAAACACCGGUUCACCAGUCAGAAGAAACUCCUCCCCGCACUCCGACAUACAGCCAUACAAGCCCUUCAACAUCAGCUAUGAUAAAUGCCCCACGCCAGACCAGACCAGGCUCGACCAGACCAGACUGAUGACGUCAUCAUACCCGCCCAUAGAAUACUCACAGACUAAUGGAAGAAAGAAACGGUCAAGAGCUGCAUUUUCACACGCACAAGUUUACGAACUAGAAAGGCGUUUUAGCCAGCAAAGGUACCUAUCAGGACCCGAACGAGCCGACCUAGCAGUAAGCCUCAAGCUAACAGAAACGCAAGUGAAAAUAUGGUUCCAGAACCGACGCUACAAAACCAAACGAAAGCAACUACAAAUGCAAGAAAGUGGCAUGUUAGCCGCUGCGGCCGCCGCCGCUAACCACGCGAGAAAAGUCGCAGUAAAAGUACUAGUCAAUAACAAUGGCCAAUCAACUUUACCCGACCUUAAAUCCUACCAAUCCCCCAUGUUAACAAAACCAUUAAACCCCGCUCUAUUUACCCCACAAACCCUUAUAGAAGGCUCCCCAAUUUUGAAACAUUUCGCAGGAGUCUACGGCGUUGAUUUUGGAAAAAAUCCCGAAUACAAAGCCCUGUUACAAGAGUCGUAUAACCAAGCGGUUUUACAGUCCUUAUACGCCCCGCAUUUAGGGGUAAAUUACCCUAAUUUGUCCAAUUUACCCCUUUCCUAUAUGUAUUACCCCGGUCACCCAGCGUUCGGGAUGCCUUUACCCUGUGACGUAGAUAACAGAGUUCCAGAAAAUCUCGAUUGUACUAAAGAAUUUGGGGAAAAUUCGCUUAAAGACGAGAAAAUGGUUGAUAAAAGUAAAAAAAUGGUUGAUUUGAAUGAAAAUAGUAGUGAAAGCAUGGCUAGCAAUAUUGAAGUAGAAAAUUAAAGUUGUAUACAACUAUGUAUUGUAAUUUUUUGUUAAAGUAGUGAAAGACUGCUAUACUGAGCUCUCCCUGCGUCCAUCGGCAAAGUUCUUCGUAAUUCUUGUACAAAAUAACCCUAAAAAGAGAAAAAUAU
Maniola jurtina (meadow brown) is the source of this 1471-nucleotide messenger RNA. RefSeq names its product homeobox protein bagpipe-like. The transcript has 3 exons. Gene Ontology annotation, cellular component: nucleus. The record is from RefSeq and is a predicted model, not a curated record. Gene Ontology annotation, biological process: regulation of transcription by RNA polymerase II; cell differentiation. Lineage: Eukaryota; Metazoa; Arthropoda; Insecta; Lepidoptera; Nymphalidae. The coding region runs from base 57 to 1340 and encodes 427 amino acids. Gene Ontology annotation, molecular function: RNA polymerase II cis-regulatory region sequence-specific DNA binding; DNA-binding transcription factor activity, RNA polymerase II-specific.